GGUGCAACCAAAGCAAACAUCCCUAGACACCUCCCCAAAUUUGUUAUAUAUAACAAAGCCAUAGCCUGUGUGGAAUGAACUCAUCAGUAAGCACCAAAAGCUAGCUAUCUAGCUGCUUAAACAUACUCCCGUUACACUAUUCAGUGUAACACUCUAGGCUAGGGUUCUUGAAAUGCAGAUCCGUCCUGCUUUCCAUGGGGCUCUAUUCGGUCUCUGGAUAUGCCUGUUUACUUCAACCUUAUGCUACGGUGAUGAUAAGACCAUCGAGGCAGCCGGACAGCCAGGCAAAGUCGACUUCUCCGAGUUGAAAACAACUGAUGCUGCGGAGCUAAAUGAAGAGGGAAAGUUUGCAGUACUGCAUAAGGUUCCCAUUCUGAAGAAGCCAUUUCCAAAAAAGCCCUACUUCAAGAAACCACCUCUACAUAAGAUUCCCACUUUCAAGAAGCCAAUUCCUGUUUUCAAGAUCCCACCGUUUAAGAAGCAUCCUUCCCCGAUUCCACAAGAAGAAAAGCCAUUUUUGAAGAAGCCAUUUUUCCAUCCCAUUCCAAAAUUCAAAAAGCCAUAUUUCCAUCCUAUUCCUGUUUACAAGAAGCCAGUUUCCCCUCCGAUUCCGAUUUACAAGAAGCCCCCAGUUCCGGUAUACAAGAUUUUUCCCCCAAUCCCUGUCUACAAGAAGCCAUAUUUCCAUCCUAUUCCGGUUUACAAGAAGCCAGUUUUCCCUCCGAUUCCGAUUUACAAGAAGCCCCCAGUUCCGGUAUACAAGAUUUUCCCCCCAAUCCCUGUUUACAAGAAGCCAUUCUUCCACCCAGUUCCAGUUUACAAAAAGCCCUACUAUCCAAUUCCGAAAUAUAAGAAGCCAUGUCCUCCACAUGUAGCUCCCUAAGAUAGCUUAUGAAUUUCCCUGGAAGUCAUUAGAUCAUGAGCAUAAAAUAAAGUCUAGGCUGUCUAGCUUACAUAGACAAAAAUGAUGAAAAAGAAAGGAAGAUGGAAAUUACGUACUGUUGCUGGAAUUUUAUUAAUUAUAUGUGCAUGAAAUACAUGUUCUU
Molecule: messenger RNA, 1046 nt
Organism: Fragaria vesca subsp. vesca
Lineage: Eukaryota; Viridiplantae; Streptophyta; Magnoliopsida; Rosales; Rosaceae
Exons: 2
Coding region: 173-883 (236 amino acids)
Source: RefSeq, a predicted model, not a curated record